AUGGACGGGAUGCCUAUGCCAUCAUCUGUAGAGUCUUCGGCUUCGGUCUCAUCAUCUACAGUACAAUCAACGCUUGACUCUAUAAUGCCGACUUCUACGGCAAGCACAGGAGGUGCAGAUAACAUGGGGGGUAUGGGGGACAGGAAAUCGCAAAUGGGGGAAUGUAAGAUCUCUAUGCUUUGGAACUGGGACACGAUCGACACAUGCUUCCUCUCGGAAUCCUGGCACGUCAAGUCCCGCGGUGGAUUCGCAGGCCUAUGCAUCGGCGUCGCGCUGCUCGUGAUCCUGCUCGAGUUUCUCCGCCGCGCGUCUAGGAUCUACGACCAACACUUGAUCCGCCAGCACAUAAAGACUACGAGCGCCCUCGCCGCGACGACCGUGAACAACUCCUCGGACACGGCCAACGGGGCUCUCAUAGCAAAAGAAGGCACUACUGCGGCCCUCGUCCGCGCCACGCCGUUCAGGCCUAAGCUCUGGCAACAGGCCAUCCGCGCUUUGCUGCAUACGCUUCAUUUUGCGCUAGCUUACUGGAUCAUGUUGCUUGCUAUGUACUACAACGGAUAUAUAAUCAUCUGCAUCAUCCUCGGCGCUUUCAUAGGGUUCUUCAUACUGCAAUGGGAGCAAAUAGACCCUCGGGGUGGCAGUGUGGCCAGCUUCGAUGGUGGUAAAGGCGCCACUGGUUGUCAUGGUUAAGCCCUACGGAAUCGAUACGAAUGAAAUCAGUGUAAUAUUAGAGGACUAAGUUAGGGUGCAGAAAUAUCCUGUCAGGAUAGCAGAAGCGGACUUCCGGAAUAGAUAACAACGCGGGGUUGAGGUUUAAUAUAUAUGAAGUGGAAUGUAUGUAUGUAUGAUGAAGGACCAUUUGCAUCGUAUGAUUAAUAUAUCUUCAUACAAACGGACGUACUAAAGUCGACGUUAUCCGAAGUAAUGUUUACGAAUAUCGUCAAAUGAAGGCAUUCAUCCUCAAGGAACCGUAACACACCACGAAA
Molecule: messenger RNA, 989 nt
Organism: Daldinia vernicosa
Lineage: Eukaryota; Fungi; Ascomycota; Sordariomycetes; Xylariales; Hypoxylaceae
Product: Ctr-domain-containing protein
Exons: 3
Coding region: 1-693 (230 amino acids)
Biological process (GO): copper ion transmembrane transport
Cellular component (GO): membrane
Molecular function (GO): copper ion transmembrane transporter activity
Source: RefSeq, a predicted model, not a curated record